Molecule: messenger RNA, 2027 nt
Organism: Dichomitus squalens LYAD-421 SS1
Lineage: Eukaryota; Fungi; Basidiomycota; Agaricomycetes; Polyporales; Polyporaceae
Product: general amidase
Exons: 9
Coding region: 262-1956 (564 amino acids)
Source: RefSeq, a predicted model, not a curated record
GCAACUAGCUCAACCGGUCAACGGCACUCCGCCGGCAACUCGGACACGUUCUACAUUUUCGCUAGACGUACUCAUGAUCGAUUAUAUUCCGAACGUGAGACCACGGGAUUGGUUCGCAACGAGUCAACGCUGCACUGUGACUAAGCUAUGUAGCUCCUGCUCGGGGAACCUUGGUACCUGCUUGUGUAUUCUCUAUUGCACAUCCCUUACACCUCAUUCCUGGGACGUAUACGUAUAACCUCACCAACAGUCGGAGCGGCCAUGACUACAGAAGCAGUAAGGCUCACUCAUUGGCAGGACCAAGUCGCAGACAAGCGGGCGCGGCAGAAGGCGUCCAUCCCGAAGGAAUGGUUGAUACCUUCCGUCCCGGAGGACACUACAAACGUUAUCGACAUUCCCCAGACAUGCGGGCUGCUCACGCAACGGGAACUGGAAAUUACUGGCGCAUCUGAGGUCACAGAGCUCCUCGGCCGGUUGGCCAGUGCGGAGUAUUCCGCUGUCGAGGUCACCACAGCGUUCUAUAAGCGAGCCAUUAUCGCCCAUCAAGUGGUAAAUUGUCUUACAGAGAUUUAUGUUGAAAAGGCUUUGCAAUGGGCCGCAGAACUCGACGCUUAUCUGAAGGAGCACGGGAAAGUGAAGGGCCCUCUACAUGGCUUGCCCGUUUCUCUGAAAGACCAAAUUCCAAUAAAGGGGCUCGAGACUACCAUGGGAUAUGCGGCCUGGGUUGGAAAGUAUGCCGAAGACGACGCCGUUCUGGUCAAACUCCUCCUCAAAGCUGGCGCCAUCCCAUACGUGAGAACGAAUUUGCCGCAGACGAUCAUGUGGGGUGAAACCUACAACAACGUCUUCGGACGUACGCUCAAUCCGUACAACCGUCGUUUUACCCCUGGAGGCUCCUCGGGUGGUGAGAGUGCGUUGAUCGCUAUGCACGGAAGCAUUCUCGGCAUAGGUUCCGACAUCGGGGGCUCCAUACGAGUCCCUGCCCACUUUUGUGGGCUGUACGGGUUCAAGCCUUCGAGCCACCGUCUUCCAACAUAUGGCGUCGUCAACUCCCUGGACGGGCAAGAAUCCGUUCCUACCGCCUUCGGACCUUUGAGCACGUCUCUCUCCGGCAUCACGACCCUCGUUCGCAGCAUCAUAGAACAAGAGCCAUGGAGUUACUGUCCCAAUACGGUACCUAAGCCUUGGCAACAAGACGACUAUUCUCUCAAGGCACGCGGUGAAGGAAAGAAGUUGUGCUUCGGCAUUAUGUGGGAUGAAGGCUCGGUCAAGCCUCAUCCCCCUAUUCAGCGAGCCCUAGAGAUGACUAAGAGAGCACUUGAGGCUGCCGGACACAGCUUCAUAGAAUGGCAGUCUUUGAGACACGCUGAGUACGUUGCCGUCGCGCGCUCUUCCUUCCUCGCCGACGGCAGCGAAGAUUACAACUCAUGUCUGACCACUGGAGAGCCAAUCAUCAACUCGAUGGACCCGAGCGCCGACCCUAGUGAUGUUCCUGCAUUCCGCAUUCCUCGCUCGCCGCUAAGCGCAUACAAGGUAUGGCAGCUGAACAAGGAGAGGAAGGAACUACGGAAGGCACUCCUUGACCGAUGGCAAGCGACUGUGUCCCAGACCGGCACCGGACGCCCCAUCGAUGCACUGAUUUGCCCCGUCGCUCCGUAUGCGGCUGUUCCUCAUGGACAGACGAGGUCGUCCAUAUAUACGAUCAUCUGGAACACAGCGGACUAUCCCAGUUUGAUCAUCCCGGUGACCAAGGUGGAUCCGGCUAUGGACACCAAACCCACUCGGGAGUCGUUCUGGAGCGAAGAAGACGAAGUGGUCUAUAAUAUGUAUGAUCCGGAGGCAUACAAGGGCCUCCCCGUGGGAAUCCAGCUUGUCGGACCAACUCUCCAGGAAGAGGUUGUGUUGGGCGUCGGAGAGGUGAUAGACGCGGCGCUUAAGGCAGCUCAGAAGGCCUGAGGUCCGAGGACGUCCAGGACUAUGCCGUUUUCUGAAUAGAUUGGCAUGUAAAGGAGUAUAUUGACUACCGG